This is a messenger RNA of Cajanus cajan (pigeon pea), 1461 nucleotides long. The record is from RefSeq and is a predicted model, not a curated record. Lineage: Eukaryota; Viridiplantae; Streptophyta; Magnoliopsida; Fabales; Fabaceae.
AUGGGCCAUGUGUCUUUCAACCGCCCCACUAGAAAUAGACCGGAAAGGAGUGCAUGGAGGAGUGAUGUGCAGAGAGGAGAUGCCAAGAGGGGUGACAAACCCACCACUGCCGGUAGGGUCUUUGCUUUGACAGUGUCGACGCCCGCUUCUGCUUCUGAGUUGUGUGUUGGUUGCCUUAUUGAUGUGAAUGGGAAGAAGUAUAAGGAGGAGGAUCAGUUGUUGAUUUCAACUAGCCAAGCUGAAUCAUUGUUGAGGGAUGGAGCAAAGUGUUGUCUUCUACUUGUUGCUAUGAGUGUGGAGACUAAAAGGGUUAUUGCAGAGAUUGAUGUGGUGCGGGAUUUUGUUGAGGUGUUCCCCGAUGAAGUGCCUGGGUUGUCUCCUACUAGGGAGAUAGAGUUUAGCAUUGACUUGGUCCCAGGAGCGGGGCCAGUGUCGGUGGCUCCCUAUAGGAUGGAUCCUGCUGAGUUGGUUGAGCUGAAGGGUCAAUUGGAGGACCUAUUGGAGAAGACCCGAGAAGAGCAUGAAGAGCACUUGAGGUUGGUGCUAGAGAUUUUGAAGGCAAAGCAGCUAUAUGCUAAGCUUUCCAAAUCACACACCAAUGAUACAAGAUCAAAAGAUCGAGCAUCAACGGUAACUCGAGUAUUUGGAAGAAGACUUACCAUGAUUUCUGGUGGUGUGCUUUUCUUGGCUGGUGCUGGAUUGAAUGCAUUCGCCCAACGCGUGUGGAUGCUUAUUGUUGGUCGUUUGCUUCUUGGUUGCGGCAUCGGAUGUUCCAAUCAGUCUGUGCCAAUUUACGUGUCCGAGAUUGCUCCCUACAAGUACAGAGGAGCUCUUAACAUGAUGUUCCAGUUGUUGAUCACGAUAGGCUUAUUUGUAGCCAAUGUUCUAAACUACGUUUUCUCCAAAAUGGAGAACGGAGAAGGCUGGCGCUACAGUUUGGGUUUUGCUGCAGUUCCUGCAAUAAUGAUUAUCUUAGGUGCAAUCUUUCUCCCCGAUACACCCAGUUCCUUGAUCGAGCGUGGUAAAGAGGAGGAAGCCAAGAGAGAGUUGAUAAAGAUUCGCGGCACUAGUGACGUUGAGGAAGAGUUUAAGGAUUUGGUUGCAGCGAGUGAAUCGUCGAAAGCGGUGCAACACCCUUGGGCUUCUUUGCUGACGAGGCACUACAGACCCCAUCUCACCAUGGCCAUUGCCAUUCCAGCCUUUCAGCAACUCACUGGCAUGAAUGUCAUAACAUUCUACGCUCCUGUUUUGUUUAAAACCAUUGGAUUCGGUGCCAAUGCUUCCCUCAUGUCUGCUAUGAUCACUGGAGGUUGUAACGCCGUCGCCACUCUUGUUUCCAUUGCUUCGGUUGACAAAUUUGGUAGACGUACUCUUUUCUUACUUGGUGGAGCUCAAAUGUUUGUCUGUCAGGUACUGCAUGCAUCCAACUUCUCUUUUUUGUUUUCUUUUUUAUCGAAUUGA